AUGUCAGAUCUGAUGAAUUGGCAGCCUGCACCUGGCACCAAUCCUGGCGACGGUCAUGUGAUCAACAUGGAUGCACAUUUGAGUACUGCCCAUAACAAUGCCGGUCCUGGUUCCAGGAUUAGGAUCGGGAUCAGGAGGACAGUGAUGGUGAUAGCGAUGGUAAAGAUGACAACAACAAUGAAGGACAAAAUGAUGGUGAUGAUGACGAUAAUGAAGAAAAAGAUGACAACAACAACAAUGAAUACAAGCGUAAUAACAGGAGAGCAGGAAGCAGGCACAGUAGCAGAGCUGCAGCUACAAUGUCUGCUGUUGCACGAGGCGGAAGAGGAGGGAGAGGUGGAAGUGCUGGAAGAGGUGGAAGAGGUGGAGGAGAUGUCAACAGUGAUGUUCUGGGAGCUACUAGGGAUCCAUGCAUCAUUCAUGGUCGAAGUAAGCCUAUUGACACCAAAGCAGUGGACAGAAGUGUUACCUGCCUUGGUGAAGGCCAAAUCAGAGACUGAUUUACUGGUUCUGGUGGACACCCACAGCGAUUAUGAGAGUGGCGAGCUGGUCCAUAGUGUCGACAAACAUGGAAUUGCUUGGACUCAGGAAUCUUCAGAGGUGUUACAUCACCACUUGGGCCCAGAAUUGCGGAAGUGGUCCAUGGACAUGAGGGGCACCAAAGGGAUAAUUUUGCUGGCUUGUGGGCCAGUGUUCACCCAGCCAUUAUAUUUUGAAAAUAUUAAGUUGCUGGUAUCUAGUUUCACUGCUCAUUCGGUUCAACCCUCAGUGGUCAUGCCCUUCAUGCUAUGGGUGGCAGUACAGGUCUAUACCAAUGGAAUGCCUGUUAAGCUGGCUCUUGAGAAGGAGAUUGCCAACUUGACUUUGCUCCUAAAUGCGGCAACUAGGUGGCGCCCAAUUCUUGAAGUUCUCCUAUCAUCGCUGCAGCUGGAAUUCUGGCAGUUACAAACCCAGACCCAGUUGACUUCAAAUGUUCUCUGA
Molecule: messenger RNA, 981 nt
Organism: Suillus discolor
Lineage: Eukaryota; Fungi; Basidiomycota; Agaricomycetes; Boletales; Suillaceae
Exons: 8
Coding region: 1-981 (326 amino acids)
Source: RefSeq, a predicted model, not a curated record